AUGUCUGAACCAGGUUCUGGUUGUGGUGUUCCAGCCCACAGAAGCUCACAGCAGGCUCCAGAGUUGCUGUCAGUGAAGCUGGGGGACUGCAGUCAAACAGUGGAACUCAAUGUGAUUGUAAAGGAGGAGGGCGAGGAGAGAGAAAUCAAUGAGCGGGAGGAGGAAGGGAGAGAGGAGGACAGGGCCUCUGUUGACUCAGGAGAGAUCCCCAACCCAGACUCAGUCAAGGAGCCCAGUUCCACAGCAUCAAGACUGCCUGGUUGUGGGAGUUACCCCUGUCCUCAAUGUGGGAAGUGUUUCAGUCGAGCAGGAGACCUGAAGACUCACCAGAGAUCCCACAGUGGAGAGAAGUCUGCCAAGAAACCAUUUCACUGUGCCACAUGUGGGAAGAGGUUCCGUGAAAAAUUCAACCUCACGGGACAUGAGAAGGUACAUAGUGGGGAGAAGCCUUACCACUGCACCCAGUGUGGGAAAAGCUUCAAUCGUUCUGGAAGUCUUAAGGAACACCAAAGAGUACAUACAGGGGAGAAGCCUUACCACUGCUCUCUUUGUCAGAAGAGUUUUAGUCAGCCAGGAAACCUUAAGAAACAUCAGAGAAUACAUACAGGGGAGAAGCCUUACCGUUGCUUUCUGUGCGGAAAUAGUUUUGGUUUCGCUGGAAACCUAAAGAAUCAUCAGAGAGCACACUGUGGAGAGAAGCCUUACCACUGCUCUCAGUGUGGGGAGGGAUUCCCUCAACUAAAAAGUCUUAAAAGCCAUCAGAAAAUACAUAUUGGAGAGACACCUGCCUGUACUUUCAAUGUGAUUGUCAAAGAGGAGAAGGAUGAGAAGGAAAUGAGAGAAGUUGAAGAAGAAGACAAUAGUGGUGUAGUUGAUCCAGAUACAUCAAGACUGCCUGAUCGUUACAUCUGUCCUCAAUGUGGAAAGAGUUUCAGUACCUCAAGUAAUCUUAAGAAUCAUCAAAGAGUACACACUGGAGAGAAACCUUUUCUCUGCUCCCAAUGUGGGAGGAGUUUCAGUGAGAAAGUAAACCUUAAGAGACACGAAAGAGUGCAUAGUGGAGAGAAGCCUUACCACUGCACCACAUGUGGGAAGAGCUUCAAUCAUUCAGGAAGCCUUACAAAUCAUCAGAGAAUUCAUACAGGGGAGAAACCUUUCUACUGCUCACUGUGCGGAAAUCAUUUCCGUUUUGCUGGAGACCUAAAGAAUCAUCAGAGAUCACACAGUGGAGAGAAGCCUUACCAAUGUGCUCGGUGUGGAGAGGGAUUCACUCAGCUAAGAAGUCUAAAAAGUCAUGAGAGAAUAUCCAUUGGAGGGAAGCCUGCCUGUGCUUUCAAUGUGAUUGUCCAAGAAGAGAGAAGUUGAGGGAGAGGAGAGUGAUGUGAAAUAAAUGUGAAGUGAGGAUACAUAAGCUAACUAUAGGU
Oncorhynchus keta (chum salmon) is the source of this 1424-nucleotide messenger RNA. RefSeq names its product zinc finger protein 16-like. Gene Ontology annotation, biological process: regulation of transcription by RNA polymerase II. The record is from RefSeq and is a predicted model, not a curated record. The transcript has 3 exons. Bases 1 to 1365 code for a protein of 454 amino acids. Gene Ontology annotation, molecular function: RNA polymerase II cis-regulatory region sequence-specific DNA binding; DNA-binding transcription factor activity, RNA polymerase II-specific. Lineage: Eukaryota; Metazoa; Chordata; Actinopteri; Salmoniformes; Salmonidae.